This is a messenger RNA of Symbiodinium natans, 5025 nucleotides long. The record is from the annotation of a GenBank genome assembly. NCBI's taxonomy places the organism in Eukaryota, Dinophyceae, Suessiales, Symbiodiniaceae.
AUGGCAGCCGCAGGAGCAGGGCAAUUCCAGAUAGGCACUUUUGCCGUGGUGGAAAGGCCUCCUCAUCACGACGAAGUGUUUGUGGUGGGGCAUGGACCCGGCCAAGGAGAGAUUCUUACCCGCACCACCUCCGAGGAUGGAGGAGAAUGGAUCUGGGCUGUGGUGCUUCCAGUAGCAGGCCACAUGAGUGCUUCCGUCAUGGUGGGAGCUGCAAGCCGACGUCCUCCGCAUGGAGUUGGGGCGGAUGCAGUGAACUGGGUCUGCACUCCUCCAAAUGCAGGGGCAAAGUGGUUUCCAACAGCAGCAGAGUCACAACAGGUUAUCAGGGAUGGCACAGUCCUUUUGCAACAGCUGCAGAUAGCGGGCGCAGGAAGUUAUCCGGUGAAUGCAGCUGGCACAGCCGGUCGGCUGGAGCCGGUGGCGAUGCCGGUGGCCCCAGCAAAUGUCGGGGCGCCAGGCGCGGGGGCGGCAGGUGGCGCGGCCGGGGUGGCCGGGCUGGGGCUUCAGGGGCAAGGCGCCGCUGGUGGAGACGCCACAAGCCAGCUGGACCUACGCAGCUUGGAGGCGGCAGUGAAGCAGUUACAGGAUCGCAAGAAAGGCAAGAAAUCCAAGAAGAAGAAGAAAAGCCACAAGAAGGACAAGAAGAAGAAGAAGCGACGCGGGUCCAGCAGCAGUUCUUCCAGCAGCCGGUCGCGGAGUCGCAGUUCAAGCAGCUCAAGCAGCAGCAGCGACAGUUCCAGCGGAAAGCCUUUGCGGUGGAAAGACAAGGGGAAGAGCAGGCGUGUGAGCUACGACGACUUGUCCCACGUCGACGGCUUGAAGUGGAAGAAGAAAGGGGAUCUGGUGGCAUUUGCUUCGAAGCAUCCAGGUGCGCUGACGGCCCACUUCCUGGCAGGGGUGUACGCCAGGCUGUCAAAGGGCACGUUGAGCAAGUCAAGCCAGCUCAGGGAGGCCUCGGUGGCGGCUUGGGCACACCAGUUCACAGGGCUCACGGAGAUCCGAGACUUGAAGGAGGUGCUCACGUUGGCGGAGAUCUUGGACUCUGUGAAUCGCCGGGAGAUCGAGAGGGCCAUGGACAUCUUGUGCCAAAGGAUUCUUGCUAUCCAGGUAGCGAAGAUGAAAGGGGGCAGCUGGGAGAAAGCGGAGGCCGUAGCUGGUUUGGCGAAGGCUUUGGGCAGAGGGUACAGGUCAUGCUCCUUGGGUGUUCAUGUACGUCGCCUGCGACAAGUUCUUCAUGAAUUCAAGCGAGACCGGGGGAUAAGCGUGAGGCACUCUCCUGGGCAUGUUUUUCCUUUGCCACCCUUUAGUUUGGGCGGUGCAGUGGUGACUGAUGGUUCUGCUCAUUCUCCGGAGGUUUGUACAGGUCUGGUUGAAGGAGCCAAUCUCGUCAUUGCGGUCCUUAAUGAUUUGCAUCGGGGGCAAGAUGGUGGCGGUGCUCAGCCUCUGCUGUCUGCAGCCCAUCGGCGGGUACAUGCUCGGAUAGCGUGUGCCUUGGAGGCAAUGGUGUUGACUGAUGAGCCUCUUUUGUCGAGCGAAGGGCUAGACAACUAUUUGAAGCAGUCUGAACAUUACUCUGGUAGCGGGGUGGUGUUAGCUCUGGGUGUGAAAGGGGGUGUUCCCACCAAAGCUGCUGAUGUCCCUCUUGAGCAGCAUCUGCAGAGCACUUUCCCAGAGAUGGCGGAGCAGGUAAUUCGUCCGAAUGCCCUGCUGCUGUCAUCCAGGCGGAGGCCACGCCAGGUGAAGAGAGGGUAUACUUGGCUGGCUCGUUCAUACCCCGAGUUAGUGAAACGCAAUGUGAAGGCGGGCCUGCACUGCCUCAAGAAGCCUGGUCAAGUGGCCAAGCACCGAGGCGCGAUGUGUCUGGCAGGUGCUUUCGCUGUUAAGAAAGACGAGUGUGAGGACAGAGUGAUCACAGAUCCAAGUGUUAACCAGCUUCUAGAUCCCGAGAAACUUCCUCGGCCCCGAUUUGCGUUCAUCCCGAAGAUGCGGUGCCAGACAGUUCCGUGCAGUGGGGUGGUUGCGGUAUCCAAGCGUGACGCCCGUCACUACUUCCACCGCCUGCGAAUUGGCAGGCGCUGGCGACGCUGGCUGCGCGGUCCUCCAGUGCUUGCUGGACGUGGCGCAGGCCCGGCUCAGCGGCGCUAUCCGGCAUCAUGCUCAGCGCCCAUGGGGUUUGGACCAUCGGCAGGCUGGGCGCAAGGCUUGACGGACACUGUGACCAUGAGGGCAGGGCUGGCGCCUGAGCACAGGCUUCACCCUGACCUUGUGGUUCCAGAGAGUCUGCCUUUGUGGGGGUCAAUUGUGGAUGACGUUUGGGCCAUUGAGCAUGCCCCAAACCAGCUUGAGGCUGGCGUCGGUGCUGCCUGGAUGGACGCCACCGAGUCCUCUUGGGUGCGGCACGGCGUGGAACCCAAUGCUAAGAAAUCAGUGGACUCAGCUUUGGGUGAGGAGGUGCAGGGCUACUACGUUGAUCCGUAUGGCCACUGGGUUGGGGUUAGCCUGGAAAAGCGCAGACACCUCUUCCAAGCCACGAUCCAUGUACUGCGUGCUCGUAGAGUUCCUGUUGGAGUCAUUGACCGACUGGUAGGCAAACAUGGGUUUGUGCAUUCGGCUCGGCCAUGCCUCAGGUCCAUCUUCGAGCACACCUAUGGCUGGCUGACUUCUGUGCGGGGGCGAAGGCGCGAUCUCGUGUCAAUCCCUAAUGUGGUCUGGGUGGAACUGGCUAUGUCUUGUCUUCUUCUACCCUUUUGCUCUUUCAACUUGUCAGCUCCGUGGAGUACAAGAAUUGAAUGCACAGAUUCUUCUAUGACAGGGCUUGGACGGGCAUGGGGGAUAGCGCCUAAACAUGUGGUACAGUUGCUGGCGAGAUACAGUGAUCAUGGGCAAGUAUACACCAACCUCAAGUUGCCGUGGAGCAUUGGUUUAACAACAGAACACAAGUGUCCACUCAGACGAGUUCGCAUACCUAUUGAGCGUAUCAAGUGGCACACGGCCGGGGCACCAUGGAACCCGGCCCACAUCACUUUGGGUGAGGCCGAUGCAGUGACCUGGGCGGCAGAGGACCGUCUUCGAAGGCCAGUUGACGAGGGAUGCCGCUUUGUGCACCCGCUUGAUUCGGCUGCGUGCGCAGGGUGUCUAAGCAAGGGUCGUUCCAGUUCCUUUCAGCUGAACAGUCGUUGUCGUAGAGUCUGCGCCAUCAACAUUGCUGGAGGACAUGAGGUAUUUUAUCCCUGGAUGCCCUCCAAAGAAAACCCUGCAGAUGAACCCUCAAGACGUUGGGAGCCAGAUGCAAACAAGUCUGGUGGUCAGGAGUGGUUUUCGCUGGAGCCCAGGCCUUUGAGUGAGGUGGAUGUGUCACAGAUCCAGCUCUGGCCACGGGAUGUUUACUUCUUCCUUCACUUGUGUUCAGGGCCUAGAAGGGACGGUGACCUGUGUGAUUGUGUUGAAAAACUUGGCGCACUCCAUGAAAUCAAUAUAGUCGCUCUUCGCAUUGAUCCGUUGGCGGCAGUUGGCCAUGAGGGGAUCUGGGUCCAAAAGACCGCAUAUGGAGAUUUGCUACAGGCGCAACACGGACUUUUUCUUCUGGGCCUCAUCCAAAGUGGAAAAGUGUUGGGCGGUUUUGCCUCGCCUCCUUGCAGCACGGUUUCGCGAGCCCGUCAUGCCAAGUUGAUGCCACACAUAUGGGGCCCACGACCGUUGAGGUCUCGCGAUGCAGUCUGGGAGCCACUAGCGCAUUGCACUGUGAGAGAGCAGCGCGCAGUGUAUGUGGGAUCCGUGCUUUUCCUCCUUAGCGGAGGUUGGAGUGGGCUCGAACAUCCUGCCGAUCCCGGGCCUCCCUAUCCAUCGUUCUUUUGCUCAGAGGAGGUUGCCCGUUUCUGCAAGACCUUCAAGAUGCAGUAUCGCGAGGACGUUUUCGCACAGGUCCCGCUGCCAAAUAUCCUGGUCAGUUUUGUGAAGCGCUGGCUACAAACUUUGUGGCACGUGAUCCAUGGGUCAACCUGCAUCAUGUUCAGUGGGACUGGCCCCAACCGCGUGCAGCGUUUCUUGCUGAAAACCUUGAAGCCCUCCACGCGCGAGAAGUACCUGGAGGCCCUCGAGCACCUCAGCAAUGAUCUAAGAUCUGCGGGUCUUCGAUGGCACAGCAUGACUGAGGCUGAGCAGGAUGGUUUUCUAGCUGAGUGGCUUUUGGAUGGGUAUGAAGCUGCAAAGGGGCGUGCUGAAUACGGAUGGGCACUUUCGGCAGUGCAAAAAGUUAACCCUAGAGGUUCGUACCGUACUGCUUGGAAGCUUUUUGAUGCGUGGGGCGUUGAGCAGCCGCCGAAACAGGCAGCAGCAGCUCCCCCGGAGCUUAUCACGUCCAUCAUUGUGGCAGCUCUUCUGCUAAACCGUCCUCAAAACAGUACUGUCAUGCUCCUUUGCUACGCAGGGCUUCUGAGGGUGCGUGAGAGCUUGCAGCUCCUGCACGGCGACGUGGUAGUCAGCUGGGAUAGUGUGACUUUGUGCCUUGGGCGGACCAAACGAGGCAUGGAGCAGAAAGUCGUUCUGCGUAAUCCAGGGGUGGUCUCCUGGCUUCACCAAUUUCUCAGGCGCUUUCCCGCAGUUGAUCCCAGUCAGCCAGUUUUCACUGUGUCGUAUUCCUCCGUGCUUCGAUGGGUUAAGAAGCUCUCUGGUCUUAUUGGUGGGCCUGAUGUGCUUCUGACCACUCACAGUUUCAGGCGCUCAGGCGCAUCUGAGCUAGCUCGCCAGGGCAUCCCCUUGGCCGACAUUUUGUUGUUUGGGAGAUGGCUCAGGGAGCGUUCAGCGCGUGAGUAUAUUCGCAGAGGUGAGGUAGCCGUUCUUCGUGCCAAAAACAGCUUUGAUGUCAGGCAGCAAGCGCGCUUGCAGCGCUGGAGUGCAAUAGGCCAUCAGGCUUGGGCCUUCCAUGAUGCCCUCUAUCUUCACUCGGAUGCACUACCGCGAAUUUCUCGCUUGAAUCAGGCAAGAUUUGACCUCUUUGAGCAGCAUGUGAUGAAUUUACGGGGUUGA